This is a messenger RNA of Beauveria bassiana ARSEF 2860, 3489 nucleotides long. Its product is annotated as glucose-methanol-choline oxidoreductase. Bases 1 to 3489 code for a protein of 1162 amino acids. The transcript has 5 exons. NCBI's taxonomy places the organism in Eukaryota, Fungi, Ascomycota, Sordariomycetes, Hypocreales, Cordycipitaceae. The record is from RefSeq and is a predicted model, not a curated record. Gene Ontology annotation, molecular function: oxidoreductase activity, acting on CH-OH group of donors.
AUGUUUCCCAAGUCCAGCCGCGGCAGAUACGAGCGCCUGUCUUCCGAGGAAGACGGCCUCGCCAUGCGAGACGGGACAACCGCGGCGCCACCCGCGUCCCCGAAACCCCCGUUUCCACGCAUCUCCAAGCCCUUGAGCCACCUGAAGCCGUCGUACGACUGCGUCGUCAUCGGGUCCGGGUACGGCGGCAGCGUGGCGGCGGCGCGCAUGGCCCGCGCCGGCCAGUCCGCGUGCGUCCUCGAGCGCGGCGACGAGAAAUGGCCGGGCGAGUACCCGACCGGCCUGCGCCAGGUGGCCGGCCAAGUCCAUCUGUCGGCAGGGCGGGCCGGGGCCUGCGGCAAGGCCACGGGCAUGUUCCAUAUUGUGGCGGGCAAGGGCCAGAGCGCCGUCGUUGCGAAUGACUACCAACAGGUCAGAGAGGUGCUGGAACCCGAGCCGUAUCCUCAAAACUGGCCGGUCCUCGAAAAGACGGUGCGUCUUCAAAAGCAGGCGCAGGCCUUUGGCGUGGGGGACCGCUUCUACCGCGUGCCGCAGACGACGCGGUUCCGCCACGGCAUCAGCAGCGCCGGGCUGCCCAUGGCGCCGUCCACGCUCACCGGCCAGGACGCGACGGGCGUCAACGACGGGUCCAAGACGACGACACUCGUCACCUACCUCGCCGACGCCUGGCACUGGGGCGCCGACAUGUUUUGCGCGUGCGAGGUGCGGUACGUCGAAAAGGCGUCCGCGGAGCUCGGCGGCUACCUCGUCUACUUUGCCGCACACGACAGCGCGCGGGCCGCGUUUGCCAGGGAUCGAUACGCCGAGCUGUCGUGGGUGCAUGCGAAAAAGGCCGUGUUUCUCGGUGCGGGGUCGCUCGGCACGACCGAGAUUUUGCUCAGGAGCAAGGCCAUGGGCCUCGCAAUGAGUGACUUGGUCGGACAGGGCAUGAGCGGCAAUGGCGACAUGCUGGCGUUUGGAUACAAUACCAGCCGUGGAGUGCAUGAUUGUAGGGACCGGAAGCAGACAUUUACAGACCGGCAAGGUCCUACCAUCACCUCCAUCAUUGACAUGCGUGAUAAGACUGGUAAUCCGCUCGACGGCUACGUCAUCCAGGACGGAGGGGUCCCGACAGUCUUGUCAACGUUUGUCAACACCGUAGUUGGCAGCCAGGCAACCGUUCGGCUCGAGGACGAUAAGCCCGUGUUUGAGUUCCUCGGAGCCGGCCACAAUGAAGAACGUGUGCAACGAAUACUGACGCCGCUCAAGAAAGUGAUUGAGAAAGACGGAGGCACACUGAUUUACAAUCCAUUGCUCCGUCUCUGGGGCAACCACCAAAUCACGGUCCAUCCUCUUGGCGGCGCGAGCAUGUCGAGGGACAACAGCGGCAAGAGUGGCGUGACAAACCACGUUGGUCAAGUCUUUGCUGGCCAGCAGUCGGAAACGCACGCUGGUCUGAUUGUGGUAGACGGUGCCGCGAUUCCUGGCGCGUUGGGGGUGAAUCCCAUCGCCACGAUUGCUGCAUUGGCGGAGAGGUCCGUUGCCGCGUUUGCCGAGAGACAAUCUCUCGACAUUUCUACAAAGUCCAACGACACCAUCAAUCUCGAUACGCCAGCUUCUGCCCUCCAACCUGACCAAGAACCAACGCAGCCCUUGGCCCAGAACAUGGAACGACUUGUCAAUCCCAUCUCCUUUACAGAGCUUUUGCAAGGAAAUCUUUACAGCGGCACGGGCAUCAGGUUGUGCAAUACCGCGGCAUACGAGCGCGCAUGUCGAAUGGGCAACGGUCGUGGCCAUGUAGCGCGGCUGUUGGCGAGCAUCCAGCUCGACAAGACGACGGCAAGAUGCAACAAGACUUGCUACAAAGGGACCAUUUCUGGUACGCUAGUGUGUCCUGCCAUCCCGGGCUCGCCGUUCAUGCUCCACGGCGGCACCGUCGACCUCUUCCAGCCGGACCCGGACAGGUGCGGGACGAAAAAGCUCGUCUACGACUGUCUCAUGACGGGCACAAACGGACGGCCACUGCACCUGCACGGGUUCAAGCUACUCGAUGCCUCCGUCUCACUCAGCCCCAGGCAGUUGUGGCGGGCCAUGACCAAGCUGCACGUCACCGUAGUCGACGACAAGAGUGGCGGCGAAACAGUCGCCGCUGGGAUCCUCAAAGUGACGCUCGGCUCGUUCCUCAAGCAACUGCGCACACUGACCGCGGCCGGACAAGACCGAGCGGAGCGGUGCAGGCGGAGCAUGGACCUGUCGUCGCACCUUGUACACGAAAUGGCGCCGCACUUGUUUUUGCCGCUGGGGCCGCUGCAGUACGUGGCAACGAAGCCCCUCGGCGGCUUCGCGAACCCGACAGAGCCGACGGCAACGUACCGAAUCGUGGCGCGGGACGGCGUGGAGACGAAGCUGCUCAUGUGGGAGCCGGACCCCGCGCACGUGGCGCAGGACGACGUCUCUGGCGCGCCGGUGCCGACGGAGAACCUGGUCAUGAUCCCCGGCGCCGGCGUGGACCACCAAAUCUUUGCGCUGCCCACCAUUGCCACCAACGCGGUCAACUACUUUACGCGCGCCGGCUACCGCGUCUUUGUGCUCGUGCACCGCAUCGGCCGGCUCGACUCGGCCAGCCAGAGCAGCAGCCCGAGCAGCAGCCCGUGGACCACGUACGACGCGCGGCUCGACAUCCGCGCCGGCCUGGAAAAGGUGCGUCAGCUUCAACAAAGCGGCGCCAAGCUGUACACAAUCGCGCACUGCAUGGGCUCCGUCGCCUUCGCGUGCGGCCUGCUCGACGGCACCGUCCCCGCCGACUGGAUCCGCGGCAUCACCUGCAGCCAGGUCUUCAUGAACCCCAUCUGGGCCCGCAGCAACAUGCGCAAGGCCGCCUUUCCCGCGCCCCUCGACAAGCUUCACGCCGCCGCCGUCGGUCCGUGGUUCCGCUGCGCCGCGUCCCCGGACGCGGGCGCGCGCCAGGCCCUCAUCGACCAGCUGCUGCGGUUCGUUGCGGCCGAGGAGGAGCGCUGCGCCAGCGCGAGCUGCCACCGCGCGACCAUUUUGUUUGGGCGCUGCUGGAACCACGCCAACCUCAACGAGGAGACGCAUCGCCAUGUAGACGAAUUCUUUAGCGGCGCCAACAUGGCGCUCAUGCACCUGCUCAUGCGCAUGGGUCGCCGCGGGCGCGUGAGCACCAACGGGCCGGCGUUUGCGCCGCUCGACACGGACGCCAAUGUCCAGCGGCUGCGCGGGAUACCGAUUUUUUUCUUCUCGGGCGCGGAUAGCCAGGUGCUCUCGCCGGAGGCGACGGAGAGGACGUAUGGGCGGCUCUGCACUACGUUUGGGCUCGCGGCGGGCGGGGGAAGUUCAGGACUGCAAUAUCGCAGGAGGGUGAUUGAGGGGUACGGGCAUCUGGACUGCUGGAUGGGACGCGAUGCCUACAGGGAUGUGUAUCCGAUGGUGCUGGAUGAGGUUGAUCGGGUGGUGAGGGGGGGAGAGUGGUCGUCACUGGUGCGCGAAUAG